Molecule: messenger RNA, 4497 nt
Organism: Cladocopium goreaui
Lineage: Eukaryota; Dinophyceae; Suessiales; Symbiodiniaceae
Source: the annotation of a GenBank genome assembly
AUGAAGUUGAUCGCUGCAGAACCACUCGUGGUCGACCCUGUGGCGAUGGUCUACGACGAGAAUGGUGCGGCCUACGUUGCCGAAAUGCGGGACUAUCCCUACACGGACAAGACUACGGAUGUUCCGUUCCAAGACCGCACCACCGACGAACCCAUCGGGCGAGUGCGGCUCCUCCUCGAUAACGACGGCGACGGUCAGUUCGACGAAAGCUUCAUCUUUGCCGAAGAACUGUCGUGGCCCACGGGCUUGGCUUGCUGGAAGGGCGGUGUUUUCGUCGCCGCCACGCCAGAUAUCUGGUAUCUGAAAGACACCGACGGCGAUCACAAGGCCGACAUCCGCCAGCAGGUCUUCACCGGCUUCCGCAAGUACAACGUGCAGGCCGUGAUGAACAACCUCACGUGGGGGCUCGACAACCUCAUCUACGGCGCGGCCUCGGGAAAUGGUGGCACCAUCGAACAGCCCGGAAAAGCGGAUAAACCGCCGGUGCCUGUCUCGCGGCAAGACUUUCGCUUCGACGCCGAGACCCUCGCCUUCGAAUCGAUCUCCGGUGGGGCUCGCUUCGGUAACACGUUCGACGAUUGGGGAAAUCGCUUCAUCUGCAACAUCCGAAACCCGGUGCAGCAUGUUGUGCUGCCGCGGCGCUAUCUGGCCCGCAACCCGUUCCUGCCGGUGCCCCUCGCACUGCACGACGCCGCCGAAGCCGGAGAUCAGCUGCCGGUCUUUCGCAUCAGCGCACCGGAACCGUGGCGAACACUUCGGGCACAACGUUGGGCGAACUCCAGCGAACGAAGCUAUCCCCGCAGUGAGACCGCCUCCACCGGGUUCUUCACUUCCUCCAGCGGAAUCACUAUCUACCGUGGGUCGGCCUACCCACCCGAGUUCUACGGCAACGCGUUCCUGGGCGAGGUGGCCGCCAACAUCGUUCAUCGGCAGCAGCUCUCACCCGCUAGCGUCACGUUCGACGCAGAACGCGCCGACGAGCAGCGCGAGUUCGUAGCCUCGACCGACAAUUGGUUUCGGCCGGUCAAUUUUGUGAACGCCCCCGACGGGUCGUUGCACAUUCUCGACAUGUACCGUGAGACGAUCGAACACCCCUGGUCGAUUCCCGACGACAUCAAACAACACCUCGACCUGGAAAGCGGUCGCGAUCGAGGUCGCAUCUAUCGGCUCGAAUACGGCGAUCAGCCGAAAUCCACACCGACACCAAGGCUGGGUGAAGCCUCGAUCCUGGAACUCGUGCAACAUCUCGAACACCCUGACUGCUGGUGGCGAGAAACGGCCCAUCGCUUGAUCUUCGAACGGCAAGACCCCGCCGCGGUCGAUUCCCUUCGACAACUCGUGCAGAGUUCUCCAAGUGCCCAGGCCCGUGUCCACGCUCCAUGGUUACUAGAUGGCCUUAGAGCCCUGACUGACAUUGAACUACUCACCGCCCUCGACGACAAGGACGAACACGUCCGAGAGCAUGCCGUGCGUUUGGCCGAGAUGCGCAUUAAGGAUUCACCAUCCCUGGCAGAAAAAAUCGUCGCUCUGUCGGCCGACCCCUCGCCACGCGUCCAGUUUCAAGUCGCCUUCACCCUGGGAACCAUCCCCGGCGAUGCUUCCACCAAUGCCCUGGCCAGUAUCGCAGCGCAGAAUCUCGACGACCCCUGGAUUCGUUCCGCUGUGCUGAGUUCUGCCGUGAACAACACGGUGGACGUCCUGAAACAACUGGCUAAUGACCAACACAUUGCAAACCGCAACGAACCGGCCCCGAUGCUCGAACAAUUGGCUUUUAUCGUGGGGGCUAGAAACGCCGACGAAGAAGCCCAACACGUUCUCGAAAACCUCAUCGCCACAGAUCUACCGCUAACCUUACGCCAGAGCAUUCUCCACGGCCUCGCCGAUGGUCUCCGCACUGCCGGCCAAGACGUAAACUCAGUCGUCGCAGCCGCUUCCCCGCAAGUAUCUACCGCAACCGCACAGCUUUUCACGGCGGCCGAGACCACGGCUUCCCAAGAGGAAUUACCCCUUUCCGAGCGGGAGCAGGCAAUCACCUUGCUGGGAAUGCAAGAAUUCUCAAAAGCCGGCCCGGCACUUGCGGCUCUGGUCGACAAUCGCCAACCCGCAGAGUUGCAACUCGCCGCCGUCACGGCCCUCAGCCGCAUCCGUCACCCCGAUGUCGCUCCUCUGCUGCUUGAAGGGUGGACGGGACAUACUCCGGCGGUGCGCACCGAGGUGUUAGCAACCCUCAUGACUCGGUCCGAAUGGAUCACCGCGAUGCUCGACGCCAUCGAGGAGGGAAAGAUACCCGUCGGACAGAUCCCGCUGCCACAGCGAGACAAACUCGUAGGCCACCGCGAUGAGAGUAUCCGCCACCGUUCCGAGAAACUUUUCUCUCAAGGAACAACCGCAUCGCGUGCCGAAGUCGUAGAAUCAUAUCACCAAGCCCUAACCCUCACCGGCAAUUUGCCACAAGGACUUGAGGUGUUUCGUAAGAACUGUGCCACCUGCCAUCAACGCGCUGGCGAAGGCAAGGCCGUUGGCCCAGCCAUCGAAACGGUGCGGCACCGCACGCCCGACGAAUUGUUGGUGCACAUUCUCGACCCGAAUAGGGAAGUCUCGCCCGACUACGUCGAAUACUCGGUGGUGCUCAACGAUGGCCGCACUCUCACCGGGCUAAUCGCUUCGGAGACGGCCACCAGCAUCAAUCUCCGCAGGGCCGAGGGGGUCGAAGAAACCGUGCUGCGAGCCAACAUCGACGAACUGGCCUCCGCCGGUCGAUCGCUGAUGCCUGAAGGCCUCGAAAAGUCGAUCACUCCACAAGCCAUGGCCGACCUCAUCAAGCUGAUCCGCAGCGAGAAAUCGUCACCCGUGUUCCAAGCUGGGGCGGCCACCAGCAACAUCACGCCACCGUUGGGUGAACUGAUCGUGGGGAAUUGGGAACCGAUCCCGGCCCGGCACAUUCACGAUGAGCUGCACGCGCGGUGUCUCGUGCUGGACGACGGCGAUACGAAGCUGGCAAUCGUCCUCUGUGACAAUGUGGGCAUUCCAGCCGAGGUGUUCGACGCGGCCAAGCAGCAAGUGCACGAGUCGACCGGCAUCCCACCGAGCCAUCAGUUGCUGGCUUCCACCCAUACCCACUCGGCCACCACCGCACGUGGCAAGUGCAAGAUGAUUCGCGAUACCGUGCUGACCGAGUAUCAACAGUUUGUCGCCCGCCGCAUCGCCGAUGGUGUCCGCUGUGCGAUGAAUCAAUUGGAACCCGCCCGCAUCGGCUGGGGUUCGGUCGCUGAACCUUCGGAGGUUUUCAAUCGCCGCUGGUUUGUCAACGACUCGUCGCUGCUCACUAAUCCGUUCGGCGAAGUCGAUCGCGUACGGAUGAACCCACCGCGCGGAAGUUCCGCACUCGACCGCCCGGCAGGCCCGACCGAUCCGGAAAUCAGCUUCGUCUCCGUGCAAAGCGCCGAGGGCCGCCCUAUCGCGGUGUUGGCCAACUACUCGCUGCACUACGUGGGUGGCGUACGCUCUGGCGACGUCUCGGCCGACUACUUUGGCUACUUCGCCCGCUUCAUUGCGGAGAAACUCGAUGCCACCGACCAAAGCCCGCCCUUCGUCGGGAUCCUCUCCAACGGCACCAGCGGCGACGUGAACAACAUCAACUUCGCCGAGAAGAAUCCGCCGAAGUACGAUCACUACGAAAAAAUGCAGGAGGUCGCCGACAAAGUCGCCACUCGCGUUUACGAGGCCCAUCAACAGUUAGAGUUCCACGAUUGGGUCGAACUGGAUGCGGCCCUGACACAGUUGCCUCUAAAAGUCCGCCAGCCAACAACAGAGAUGCUCGAACACUUCAGUCGUACGAUCUCCAAAGAAGGAAAUUCACCCAGUACCCAUCGGCGCGAGGCCAUCUACGCCGAACGAAUCGCGGAGCUGAAAGACGCUCCGGAGCAAAUCAGCAUUCCGCUCCAGGCCCUGCGAAUCGGAGAUCUCGCCAUCACGGCCAUUCCGUUUGAAACCUUCGCCGAAACGGGUCUCGAACUGAAAGACCGCAGCCCCUUCCCCCAAACCUUCACUAUCGAACUGGCAAACGGUUCCUUCGGCUACCUCCCCACACCCACCCAACACCGCCUCGGCGGCUACGAGACAUGGCUAGGCACCAACUUUGUUGAGGUUGAAGCUUCAGAGAAGAUUGUGAACCGGUUGGUCAAGAUGUUGGAGGGGUUCGAAUCAACGAGUGACGAGGAUCGGCAAGUUCAAGUAGGAACCCGGCGUGGCUUCAAUCUCGUUACCUUCGUGAUAGAACGUGACCCGCCCUUCAAUCACGUAGAAGCCUUCUUCCUCAUGAUGAUGCAGAUGCGGCGGCGGGCCACCACCCGGAGGAACAGUCGCUUCCCAGAUCGCAUAACUCCCGUCGGUGUCUUCCUUCACGGCCAGAAACCGAUACAGGUCGCCAACCGCGUAGAACUUCUCUCCAUCAUCAGGCCCACGCACGACCGGGCUGCGACUGUUAUUCAUCGGUAA